This is a messenger RNA of Tribolium castaneum (red flour beetle), 2939 nucleotides long. RefSeq names its product PSEA-binding protein 95kD (gene Pbp95). Lineage: Eukaryota; Metazoa; Arthropoda; Insecta; Coleoptera; Tenebrionidae. Bases 265 to 2877 code for a protein of 870 amino acids. Gene Ontology annotation, molecular function: RNA polymerase III type 3 promoter sequence-specific DNA binding; RNA polymerase II cis-regulatory region sequence-specific DNA binding. Gene Ontology annotation, cellular component: snRNA-activating protein complex. The record is from RefSeq and is a predicted model, not a curated record. The transcript has 4 exons. Gene Ontology annotation, biological process: snRNA transcription by RNA polymerase II; snRNA transcription by RNA polymerase III.
UGGAAGAAUUCGGGUGAAUGAGCCACACUGUGAGCCGAGCAUUCGUCCGAAAGUAAAAAAUUGUUUAUUGUUGUUUUUUACAAAAAUACCAACAAAAAAGUAAACAAAAUGCUGUGUGUGUUUAAAGUGAUUGUUAUCAAAAGUUAAUAAUAUUAUUUGAUACCCGGGCGAGUCUAAUUGACUACAUUUAAACCCUAAAAUUUUUGAGGUUAGCUAAUUUUGUCGGUGUUGUCUUUGUGUGGUAAAAAAAUUAAAUUCGUAACAAUGGAAGACGAACAAGACCUUAAGAAGAUGAACGAUUUUAUAAAAAAUCAAAAGUCGUUUCAACAAAGUUUUCAAGUGGAAUUUCAAGAUUUCGUUGACUUCAAACAGGACGACACAAGUGAUUUGGAAUUUGAAGAAGAAUUAAGAGAAGAGAAAGUGAAUUAUCAACUUGAGGAACCUACUAGCGGUCAAUUACCAAGUCUUACGUUAACAGAAGACGAAAAACAAGUGAUAGACUCAUGCACUGACCCUGAGCUGAAACGACUGCUUGUCCUAAACCGGUCGAGAAACAUCCAACUUUUAAAGCUCCAGAAAAAAGUGCAAGAUCUCUUGCAGCAGUGUGAAGUAGAGCUUUGUGACAAAAACAACAUUUUAAAAAACUCAGAGCCGAAACAAGGAUUGCACCAGACGUACAUUUGGAAACUUGCAGCACCGUAUUUUAAGGACAGGAAAUUUUUUCCGUCGCCCCUUAAUGAGGAAGCUGUUAAAAAGCGUGCGAGGAAUGAGUUGAGUGUUUAUGAUUUGGUGCCAUCACCACAGUGGACGCCGAUAGAGUUUGAUAGGUUGUACAAUGCAGUUAGAUGCAAUUAUAACAUAAGUAGGCAGAUGGAAAUUAUGUCCAAGAUAAACGCACUGAAGGCGAAAGUAUCGGAGGGAGAAGACGAAAGUAAGAUAGAAGAAAUUGUUCAUUUGAAAGAAGAACUGGAAAGAGUUAAAAAUGAUGAGAAAAUUCCGCCACUGAACUCAAACGAGAAUAUUAAUUGGUACAAAGUGUCUGAGACUUUUUUGAAAGAUAAACACACUCCACUGGAAUGCCAGUCCGUUUGGCACACGCUAAUCCACCCCCAAAUAAACAAAUCAGACUGGUCUGACGAGGAAAACAAAAAACUCGAAACAAUCGCAAAACGCCACUCUUACCAAAACUGGGACCUGAUAGCCUCAGAACUCGACAACAGCCGCACAGGCUUCACCACCUGUCUCCACUACUUCAGCAAAUUAUGCGACAAGUUCAAAAAAAGCAAAUUCACGCCUGGCGAAGACGCAUUUCUGUUAGAAGUUGUAGACAGUUACAAAAUCGGCAACUUCAUCCCUUGGAACAAAGUCGUCUGCCACUUCGACAACCGCUCCCGACACCAACUCUACCAUCGCUACACCUACUUCCUGUCGCAAAACCACGUCAAAAAAGGGAAAUUUUCAGAGGCCGAGGACAUCCUGCUGAUUAUCCUUGUGAACAAAUUCGGGCGGAAUUUCAAAAAGUGCGCCGAAUUCAUGCCACAUAGGUCACAAAUCCAGCUGAAAAGUCGCUACAAUUCUAAUCUGCAACGCAGCAUAAAAAAAGGGACUUUCACAACGGAAGAUGAUGAAAUUAUCUACGAAUACGCGCAAGAACAUGGCGAGAAAAACUGGGGCGGUUUAACUGAUCGGUUGAAGCGCUGCAGUGCACAAAUCCGACAGAGAUACAAGUUAAUUAAAACGUUUUUACACGAAAAUCCCGAUUCCGAAAUCAGGGAUAUUCCAAAACGGAAGCAUCGCUUCAAUGAAGUGAGUGAAGACCAGUACAGUUUUUUGAAUUUUAUUGCCGAACAGUACAAGGGAUCGGACGAAAUUCCCACUCUCUCCAUGAUCGAAGAGAGCCUUCAAGCGGAACAUAAACACAGUGAGGCAAAAAACGACCGAACUGAAUCAAAAUUCAAGAACGUAGACACCUUACUUACUGACCUGUUUCGAAACACUGGAACAACAUCACAUAAAUUCGUUUCUGAGUCGAGUCUUGCUGAUGCGACCGAAAAUGCGGCAGAAAUACUCACAACUCUUGGAGUUAAGUUAGAUAUACCAAAGGACUUGCAGUUGAAAUCGCGUCUGGAUAAUAUAGACUUGGAAAUUUUGGAACGUUUGUCGAAGAAAAACGAUUCAGUUCCGACAGUUAGUGGUUUAGUUCCGCCUAAUUUGUGCACUUUGGUCGGUUUAAGGCGCUUAAUAAUCCAAAACAAGGAAUACAAGCAGCAGAUUAAAGGCCGAAAAACAAAACUAGCCUGGCCCAUGGAACAAAACUUGCUGAAGUUGAGUGAGUCAGCACGGGCUGAAGUCUUGCACCAUCGAGAGUUGUUUGCGAAACGGUUUGACACGCUUUUCGACUGGAGUGCGGUUUUGUCGUUGGAAAAACCGAACCAGUUCGAUAUUCCUAAAAAACGAGCAAGUCUCCAGCCGAACGAUGGCACCGUCAAACGAAGAAAAAUCCACGUGACUGAUCUUGCGAAAAUAAGCAAGGACAGUUCGCAGCUGCGAUUGGUUGAUAAAAGUGUGAUUGAACGCUUGAUGAAAACCAGAAAUAAUGUCAAUAUUAUAAGGAUUGAGACGAUGACGGGGCCCGAUGGGAGGGUUAAGCCAGUGCUAGCACAAGCUAAUGGUGCAGUUGCGACGUCAAGUGGUGAGGAGGUUGGUCAUGAAGAUGUGCAAGAUGUUGAGAAAUUGAACGUUGUGCUGAAAUCGAUGAAGUCGGAAGCUGUGUCCGAGUCGGGGAGCGAGUUUCAAGCGAUUAAAGGCGAUGUGCAGCUCCUUAAGCAGAUUCUACAGUAUGAGAAAGUUAAGGUCAAGGCGGAGCCGGAUGGGUAGGUGCGUUGCUUUAGUUUAUGUUGAACCAAAGUAUUAAUAAAUAGUCGAUUUUCAUAUUUUUA